GUUUAGCCGGCGCCGAAACAUGGAGCUGUGCCAGCCGGCCUCUCUGUCGGACCACGACGAGCCGGCGUCUGGGCCCCAGCGCGGGGUUAAGGGGCCGGUGGGGCCCGACGCUCCUCGCGGCUGGUCAGAUGAGCCCGAGGAACACGCCCAGCAUCAACGGUGGCCAGAGGGACCCAACGCGCCAAUCUGCUGGCCCGAAGAGGUAGAGGAGCCUCAGGUUCCUAGUCGCUGGGCCAGAGAGCCCGACGGCCCUCGCUGCUCGUCCCAGGAGCCCGACGAAUCCUGUCACUUGGCUAAGGAGCUGGAGGAACCCGACGCCCCUCGCUGCUCGUCCCAGGAGCCAGACGCACCGUGCCACUUGGCCAAGGAGCUAGAGGAACCCGACGCCCCUCGCUGCUGGCCCCAGGAAUCAGACGCACCGUGCCACUUGGCCAAGGAGCUGGAGGAACCCGACGCCCCUCGCUGCUGGCCCCAGGAGCCCGACGAAUCCUGCCACUUGGCCGAGGAGCUGGAGGAACCCGACACCCCUCGCUGCUGGCCCCAGGAACCAGAAGCAUUCUGUCACUUGCUUCAGGAGGUGGAGGAACCCGAUGCCCCUCUCUGCUGGCUUCAAGAGCCAGACGCACCGUGCCAUUUGGGCAAGGAACUGGAGGACCUCGACGUCCCUCGCUGCUGUCCCCAGGAGCCCGACGAAUCCUGUCACUUGUCUAAGGAGCUGGAGGAACCAGAUGCAGCCUGCCUCUUGGCCAAGGAGUGGGAGGAAUCCGACGCCCCUAGCUGCUGGCCCCAGGAGCCCGACGUACCGAGUCACUUGGCCAAAGAGUGGGAGGAAUCCGACGUACCGAGCCUGUUGGCGGAGGAGCUGGAAGAGUCUGAUGCCCUUCACUGCUGGCCCCAGAAGUCAAACGCACCGUGUUUGUUGUCCAAGGAGUUGGAAGAACCUGGCGCCCCUCACAGCAGUCCUCAGGAGGUGGACACAGGGUGCCUCUCGGCCAAGGAGCCAGAGGAGCCUGACACCUCUCACCUGUGGCCGGGGGAACCCGAUGCACUGUGCCUCUUGGUCAAGCAACCGGAGGGGGCCGAUGCACCUCACUGCUGGCCCGAGGAACCUGAGGAGCCCAACGCUCUGAACGCACCGUGCUUCUGGGCCAAUGAACCAGAUGAGCCCGACGCACCUCGCUGUUGGUCAGAGGAGCCGCAGGUGCUGUGCCUCUGGCCGGAGAAGCAGAACACUACGCGGUGCUGGCAGGAAGAGUCCGAUGCACCCUGUUUCUGGCUCGAGGAUCGAGAGGAACCCAAAAUUUCAUGUCUCCAAUUUAAAGAGCCGGAGAAGCCCAAAGUCCCCUGCAGUUGGCCCGAGGAGCUGGAGGACUGCUGCCCUACUCGGGGCCUACCCCUAGAACCCUUGCUUGCCGACGACGACGAGCUGCUGCAGGCAUGUCCUGGGCCACCCUUGGACCCCGGCCCGGCGUUGUCGCUGCCCAGCGAGCCCGGGACAGCUCAGGAGGAGGGUGCACGCCUCAGGACGGUAUUCGACGCCCUGGACAGGGAUGGGGAUGGCUUCGUCCGCAUCGAGGAUUUCAUCCAAUUCGCCACGGUCUAUGGGGCAGAGCAGGUGAAGGACUUAACUCAAUACCUGGAUCCGAGUGGGCUUGGUGUAAUCAGCUUUGAAGACUUCCACCAAGGGAUUGUAGCCAUCAGAAAUGGAGAUCCUGAUGGCCAGCUGUACAGUGUGGAGCCUGUCCAAGAUGAAGAGCCCCCUGCCUGUGCCGAUGAGUUUGACGACUUUGUCACCUACGAGGCUAACGAGGUGACAGACAGUGCAUAUAUGGGGUCUGAGAGCACCUACAGUGAGUGUGAGACCUUCACAGAUGAGGACACCAGCACCCUGGUGCACCCCGAGCUGCAGCCUGAAGGGGACGCGGACAGUGCUGGUGGCUCGGGGGUGCCCUCUGAGUGCCUGGACACCAUGGAGGAGCCUGACCAUGGUGCAUUGCUGUUGCUGCCAGGCAGAUCCCGCCCCCACAGCCAAGGUGUCGUCAUGGUGAUUGGCAGUGAGGAACAUUUUGAAGAUUAUGGUGAGGGCAGUGAGGCGGAGCUGUCCCCAGAGACCCUCUGUAAUGGGGAGCUGGACUGCGAGGACCCUGCUUUCCUCACCCCCAGCUCCAAUCCUCUUGCCUCAAAGCUGUGCAACGUCCUCACUGACGAGGCCUUUGAGUUUUACUGUAGCCAAUGCCACAAACAGAUCAACCGCCUUGAGGAUCUGUCUGCCCGCCUGACUGAUCUUGAGAUGAAUAGCCCAGCCAAGCAGCUCUCCAGCAGGAAGGUGGCAAGGUAUCUGCACCAGUCGGGGACUCUGACUAUGGAGGCCCUGGAGGACCCUCCUCCAGAGCCUGUGGAGUGCCCAGAGGAGGACAUUGCUGACAAGGUCAUCUUCCUGGAGAGACGGGUGUCAGAGCUGGAGAAGGACAGUGCAGCUGCUGGUGAGCAGCACGGCAGGCUGAGGCAGGAAAACCUCCAGCUGGUGCACAGAGCCAAUGCCUUGGAAGAGCAGCUCAAGGAGCAGGAAUUCAGAGCCCAAGAGAAGGUCCUAGAAGAAACCAGGAAGCAGAAGGAGCUUCUGUGCAAGAUGGAGCGUGAGAAAAGCAUCGAGAUUGAGAACCUGCAGGCCAGGUUGCAGCAGCUGGAUGAGGAGAACAGUGAGCUGAGGUCCUGCACACCUUGUCUAAAGGCCAACAUCGAGCGCCUUGAGGAGGAGAAGCAGAAGAUGCUGGAUGAGAUUGAAGAGCUGACACAGCGGCUCAGUGAAGAACAGGAGAAUAAGAGGAAAAUGGGGGACAAGCUGAGCCAUGAGCGGCACCAAUUCCAGAGAGACAAGGAGGCAACUCAGGAGCUGAUCGAGGACCUCCGCAAGCAGCUAGAACAUCUGCAGCUCCUGAGACUGGAGGUGGAGCAGCGGCGGGGCCGCAGCAGCAGCCUGGGCCUGCAGGAGUACAACAGCCGCGCACGGGAGAGUGAGCUGGAGCAGGAGAUCCGAAGGCUCAAACAGGACAACCGUAACCUGAAGGAGCAAAAUGAUGAGCUAAAUGGACAGAUCAUCACCCUCAGCAUCCAGGGUGCCAAGAGCCUCUUCUCCACGUCCUUCUCAGAAUCACUGGCUGCAGAAAUCAGCUCUGUCUCCCGAGAUGAGCUCAUGGAAGCAAUCCAGAAGCAGGAGGAGAUCAAUUUCCGCCUGCAGGACUACAUUGACAGGAUUAUUGUGGCCAUCCUGGAGACCAACCCAUCUAUCCUAGAGGUCAAGUAGUACACCUUAGCCCAGUUUGGGCUGAUUAUAGACUCCACAGCACCCAAGAGUGGCCCUGUCUUGCCACAGAGAGCCAUGACCAGCAGGUCCUGCAGCUUACCAAGCCUAGGUACCAAGCCUGCAUGUGUGGGGUCCUCAUGCAGCUGGACUGGGAGAAUAAAGAAGGCUGCAGAGGCAAUAAGAAGGAAGAAAGGGAAGUCCACAGCAGGCGAAGAGUGGGGCUGGCUCUCUGAACAUCAGGAAGCCAGGGCCUCCCAUACAAGCUGGCCUCACCAACACUACCCAUGUCUGCUCAACAGUGUGCAAAUAUGUGGGGAUAAUCUCUCAGGCUGGCACGGGCCCCUUGCUAAGUCUCUGGCCCAUCUCCCUUUCUGCUAUGCACCCUGUUAGGAAGAGAGAGAGAAAAUGAGUCCUCACCUGCUCUCACUCCUGUUGACAUGGUGCCACCCAAGCUUGCCCAUUCCCACAUGGUCUGCAAGCUGAGGACCCAAAGUUGGACAUAGAAAUGGUAGUACUGGAAAGACAGGCAGGCAAAGACGGCACAUGCGAGGUCUGGUCCAGAUCCAUAGGCCACCAAUUCUCCUUGCGCGCUGCUCAGGCCGUCUCUCACCAGAUGGGCUUCCAUUCACCUUUGGACCCAGGGCCUCCAAGCCACACAGCUAUUCUUUGGCCAGACCCUCACUACAAUAACUCAUCAACUCUGGCUCUUGUAGGGGCUAGAGCAGCUAGCUCGUGCUGACUGUGGAACUCAUUUCCUGGACUGAUGAACACUGUCAGCCUCUCUGACCCCAGUGCAGGUGCUGCUUCUCCUCAGGUGUGGCCUACCUUGGCUCCUGGGCCCACACCCUCCUCAGGCUGACCUUGCUGCCUUGGGAGAAGUCUACAUUUCCCAGACAAUAGUCUAGGCCUCUGGAACAGUUUCCUUCUCUGCUUUUGACUUUAAAUCCCUGGGUGUCCCCCAGGAGUCAUUUUGCUAGUGGAUGGGUGGAGGAGGCUCUACACGGACCCAGAGGCAAAGGAAGGCUUGCUGCCUGCCCUGCACCACCCACAGAGCUGCAGCACCCAUAGCAGCUGGACCUGAGCCUGAGCACUAGCCAGAGUCUGGGCACAGUGUCUGAGACAACACCAUAGGCUCUGUGAGUGUGAGUGUGUGUAUGUAUGUAUGUGUGUAUGCACGUGUGUGUGUGUGUGCAAGUGUGUGCGCAUGCAUGAGUGUGCACACAAGUGUGAGUGUAUGAAUGCUUGUGCCCAUACAUGCUGCCCUGCAUCCCUUCACUACCUAUUUCCCUGCCCCCGCCUCACUUCUACACUACAGUUUAAGAUGUUGCCUCGUAUUGUACAUUUUGGGGAAAGCCUUGUGUGUAAAUCAGUGUAAACUUGGAGGAGAGAUUUUUCUAUCAUGUAGAGUAGGUAUUUUUUAUAGAUUGAAGGUUGAUCAAUUUUUUAAUACUUUCCAGAGAGAAAACUAUCUGUGUAUACAUAUGAAAUAUAUAUAUAUAUAUAUAUAUAUGUAUAAUAUAUCAAUACUGGAGCCCUGCCUUUCUGUGCCCAGGUCCAAGCCCUGUGUAAGGGCUUGCAGCCUGUCUCUGCUGUCCGUCCUGCAGUGCUCACUUUAAACACAGGUCUCCAGGAUACACUGGGAGACACACCAAUCACCAACUUGCUCAUGGCAUUGCUUCAGCUCCCUGAGAAGUAGCUCUUCCUCCAGGGCAUGGAAGGAUGGGAGGCCAACAGGAUCCUGGCCCAUGUGUCAGCCACCACAGAUUAAAGCUGUUACUGCACACAGAGCUGGCUUCUGUCUCCACCGGGUGGUAGGGUGGGUGGCUAUGGGCCUUGCUUUUGUCCCCCUCGGGUUUCUAGGGAGAUGAUGUUGGCCAUGUAAGUACAGACCAGGGAAACCUACUGUUUUCUGCCUUAAUCAGGUCAGGCCCACCCUGAGGCCCCAGGCUUUCUCCUCUAGGAUGUGCUGCUCCCUGGGCAGAGUCUAGGUCCUGAAGUGAAUAGCCUCAAGACAGUCUCUUCUAAAGACAAGUUCCCAAUGACUUCCAACGGCCCCUUACUGGUAAGACUUGUGCCCUGAAUACAGCCCAGGUCUAUAGGAGCCUCAGGUGAGGUUGCCAUGCAGACGGGGGGGGGGGGGGGGGGGGGGGGGGGGGGGGGGGGGGGGGGGGAAGUAUAAGUAUAGAUGUGGCUCUCACAGAUGUCAGGCACAGUGCUCUUACCCAUGGCUUACACAUCCUGUGUCCCAAAGGAAUCACUGGAUAGUCAUGGGGUUUAGUGAAAUAUCGAGAGCCAUCGAGAACAGCAGGAGGCAUAUUAUAAAGAGUUUAGGUGGCACAGUAGGCCCUGACACCACACACCAUCAGAGCAGCAAACCACGUACCUAUUGCACUCCCAGUCACACACCAUCAGAGCAGCAAACCACGUACCUAUUGCACUCCCAGUUAGGUUCUAGUCACAGGCAUUUAAAUGACACCAUCAAGGCUCCACUGUGCCUAGAGGGGCUGGAAAGAAACAAGGAACACAUCCCACCACAGUCUGGCAGCUCCUCAGUUUAUUUCCCAGUUAGGUAUUGUCCAUUCAACCCCCCAGUGGAAGAUUCUGAGGAGAACGAGCCCCAGGAAGACAGUGCCCCAUUUGGGAUAUGUUGUGUAUUUGGGAUAUCAUGUUUAAAAUGGAUUGUUAGUAGAAACAUUCCAGGAAAAGCUAUCCAGGAAUUUUCUGUACGAGACCAGCAGUAUGCCUAGAGGAUAAUCCCCUAGCAGACUCUUCACUAAACUUCUGGUGGUGGGGGUAUGGAGGGAGUGGCCACAGGGCUUGCCAGCUCUUGAACCUACAGCAAGUGGAACUCUGCCCAAAGCAAAUCCUGUCUCUAGUUGGCCCCUGACAUUGUUUUUAUCUUCCUAGUCUUGGUCAGUCAUCUGUUAGAGAACAGCAUAGAUGAAGCUUAGCCUCUACACAUUUAAAUUGACACUAGCCUCCCUGACUACCCUGAAGAAUGCCCAAGUUUGGUAAACCCAGGUACUUACACAAAUCUGCUCUGAACCUGCUGACAUUUUGGAAUCUUAGAAGAAGCCCAGAGCACAACAGGAAUUGUAGCCAGGAACCUCCAUGUCUAUUUACCAUGAGGUUGGUGUUCUGCCUUGUGUUACAUGUCACUUGUGGAAAACAGAAAUUUAGACUCAAGUUUUAGACCUGACUGGCCUGCCAGUCUUGACUAAAGCAUCCAGAGUGUUCAGUCAAUGGGGAUGUUGACUCUGUAAUAGCUUCUGAGUCUCUUACUACACCUAGGGUUUCACACAUGCUCAGCAAGCACCUACUGAACUGUAUCUGCAGUAUGCAUCUUUAGAAGUAACUAUACCUUUGUGCUUUGUUUAUUGAGACAGAGUUUUAUGCAAUUUGGGUUGUCCUCAAACUCACUAUGUAAUUGAUGAUGGCCCUGAGCUUCUUGUCUGUAUUGAGAACCAUAGGUCUGUUUCACAGCUCCUACCCGCCUCUCUUUUAAGACCGAAUUUCACUUCAUAGCCCUGGCUGGCCUCAAAACUUGGAGAGAUCUGCCUGCCUCUGCCUCCCACUUACAAGAGCUGUGAUUAAAGGAGUGCACCAUCUUGA
This is a messenger RNA of Mastomys coucha (southern multimammate mouse), 6916 nucleotides long. It is a transcript of the gene Rab11fip3, whose product is annotated as RAB11 family interacting protein 3. Gene Ontology annotation, biological process: endocytic recycling; regulation of cytokinesis. Lineage: Eukaryota; Metazoa; Chordata; Mammalia; Rodentia; Muridae. The transcript is spliced from 16 exons. Gene Ontology annotation, molecular function: calcium ion binding. The coding region runs from base 20 to 3304 and encodes 1094 amino acids. Gene Ontology annotation, cellular component: endocytic vesicle; cleavage furrow; midbody. The record is from RefSeq and is a predicted model, not a curated record.